Messenger RNA from Ochotona curzoniae (black-lipped pika), 1395 nucleotides. It is a transcript of the gene GPRIN2, whose product is annotated as G protein regulated inducer of neurite outgrowth 2. Gene Ontology annotation, biological process: neuron projection development. NCBI's taxonomy places the organism in Eukaryota, Metazoa, Chordata, Mammalia, Lagomorpha, Ochotonidae. Bases 1 to 1395 code for a protein of 464 amino acids. The transcript has a single exon. The record is from RefSeq and is a predicted model, not a curated record. Gene Ontology annotation, cellular component: plasma membrane.
AUGAGCUCCAGCCCGCCUGACCCUGGUGCCCAGGCACCCCAGAUGCCCCGCCCACAGCCGCUGUCCCGGAGCUCAUCCAGCCUGCUGGGUGAGGGCCAGGGGCAGAGGCCGGAGCUCCGCAAGAGUGCCAGCAGUACCGUGUGGCGUGGGCAGUCGGGCAAGGCUGGCGCCAGUAGCCAGACUCCAGAGGAAGAGGCCUGCCAGGCAGAGAGCAUGGAGCAGACACAAUCCUCCAGCCCCCGGCCACCAUCCAGUGGCAGGGGCCACUGGCGAAGCAGCACUGUGGGCAACGUGUCCACCAUGGGCAGCGGGGACCUUGUCCGACUUCGUACUCCCAGUGCCGCUGCAAUACAGAGGAGCCACUCAGACCUGGUCCGCAGCAUCCAGGCCCGGGGACACGGUGGCACUGCCCGGACAGCCAGCCUCAGCUGCUCAGCGCUUGGUAGCUCACCCGUCCACGCUGCUCAGCUGCCGUCUAAUGUUGCUCCUGGCUCAGGUGGCGAGGUCCCCCUAAGCCUGGAGAGGAACCUGGCUGAUGAGGUUGGGAUUUCUAACUCAAUUGGGGUGCUGGGGGAGAGCCAGGCACAGGUGCUGCCUCUAGACCUGGGGGACAAAGCCAACCCCUGCAGUAGUGACCAGGCUGAGCCCAAAGUCACUGGACAGCCGGUCGCUGCCUCCUCUUGCCACGCCCUGCCUCCAGCAGCUCUCCUCUGCAGCGUGAGAGAGGCUGGGGUUGGGAGCUGCUGCCAUGCCCUGCCUGCCACAGGGCUCCUGGCCUUCCCCAAGCUGGUAGCAUCUGUGAGUGAAUCGGGCCUGCAGGUUCAGCAUCACGGAGUGAGAUUCCACUGCCGGCUGCCUGCGGGGCUCCCCUGCUGUGCCCACCCUUGGGGCACCCCUGGUUUAACCACAGAGCCUGGCUCCAGGACCAAAGAUGUGUGGACCAUGACCUCCACCAGCGACCUGGCUCCUGCACCAAUGUCCCUGCCACCACCACCACCUCCACUGCCAGCCCAGGAUGCUGGGGUGCAGGUGGCUCCUGUGGCAGCCUGCAAGGCUGUGGCCACAAGCCCAUCCCUGGAGGCCCCAGGGGCCCUGCACAUGUUCCCAGAGGUAACUGUGGGAUCCAGCAGCCUGGAGGAGGCACCAUCCCCAGUGCGGGAUGUGCGGUGGGAUGCCGAGGGCAUGACAUGGGAAGUGUAUGGUGCCGCAGUGGACCCCGAGGUGCUGGGCGUGGCCAUCCAGAGGCACCUAGAGAUGCAGUUUGAACAGCUGCAGCGGGCACCUGCCAGCGAGGACAGCCUGUCUGCUGAAGGCCGCAGGGGGCCGCUGCGGGCCGUCAUGCAGUCCCUGCGGCGCCCCAGCUGCUGCGGCUGCUCGGGUGCAGCCCCUGAGUGA